CCGCGAAACGGCAGGCCGGUUUCGGAAUUGCGCCAAUCACAGAGAGAGAGAGCCCCCCGCUAGACACAAAAUGGAGCGCCUCUCGAACUCCUUCGCCGUGCUGGGGCUGGACGCCGUCGACGACCACCUCGACGGCGGUUCCUCCGCAGCUCCUUGCGCCGCGCACGAGAAGAACAGCGGUUCAGCUAAGAAGAAUAAAAAGGCCAACGGUUCUGCUAAUGGUGUGCCAAUGAAGAACGACAAACCAGAUGGGGGAAGUUCAGUGAUUCCUCCUGCGUACAAGAUGCCUCUUGUGUGGAUUGACUUGGAAAUGACUGGUUUAAAUGUGGAAUUUGAUAGGAUUCUAGAAAUUGCUUGUAUAAUAACAGAUGGAAGUUUGACCAAUUCUAUCGAGGGUCCUGAUUUAGUCAUCCAUCAAAGUAAAGAAUGCCUGGAUAGUAUGGGAGAAUGGUGUCGAGAUCAUCAUGCGGCUAGUGGAUUGACAAAAAGGGUCCUUCAUAGUACGAUAACAGAGAGAGAAGCUGAAAUGCAGGUUAUAGAAUUUGUGAAGAAAAAUGUGGGAAGUCAUACACCCCAUUUAGCUGGCAAUUCUGUUUAUGUUGAUCUUCUCUUUUUAAAGAAGUACAUGCCCAAUUUGGCUGGCCUUUUUUCCCAUGUACUCGUUGAUGUGAGUAGCGUCAAGGCUCUGUGUAUCCGAUGGUAUCCUGGAGACUCCAGGAAAGCCCCUUCGAAAGAAAACAAACACAGAGCAAUGGAUGACAUCAGGGAAAGCAUCUCGGAGCUGAAAUACUACAAGGAAAGUAUAUUUAAGGCAUCCAGGUCCAGAAAAUGACGCAAUUGAUGUCUGCACUAUGCAGAGUGCUUCAUCUAGAGGUGUGAUUUCUAAGUACCUCCUGGAUGACUUUCAUCAUUGAAUAGCACAUCCUCUUUGUGAUUGGCGCCACUGUCUUUCUUCACGGUUUUUUUAAAUCAAUGCUUUGACUGCAAUAUUAGGUAUGAUCCAGUCAUUUGCCAUGUAAGCCAAUGUACGAUAAAUCUUUCAAACAUUCCAGCGUUAAUUAUCUACAAUGCAAUUAUUUGUAU
This is a messenger RNA of Rhodamnia argentea, 1083 nucleotides long. RefSeq names its product oligoribonuclease. The transcript has 8 exons. Lineage: Eukaryota; Viridiplantae; Streptophyta; Magnoliopsida; Myrtales; Myrtaceae. Gene Ontology annotation, molecular function: 3'-5'-RNA exonuclease activity; nucleic acid binding. Gene Ontology annotation, cellular component: mitochondrion. The record is from RefSeq and is a predicted model, not a curated record. The coding region runs from base 71 to 832 and encodes 253 amino acids.